UAACCAGUAAGACCUACCAAAGGCUGACUUACAGUUAUUGUAAUUAUAUUAUUAUACAACAAACUGUUAACGAAUGUGUUAGUAAACAACCAUUGACCACUAGUAUAUUGGUGGGAGGCUUACGGACAAAACAACAUUUUGAAACGUUGGCUAAAAACGCUACACAGCCAUUUAGUCAACAACGAGCCGUAUACCCACGACCACUUGGAUCUGAUGAACAAGCCAAGCCGUUAAUACCGUGGUUUACCGAAACGCAUUCACGCCGAAUAGCAAGUAUCGGUGAAACACCUGAGCUGGACGCGAAUCACGCAUCAACCGCGGGUAGCAGUGAAACUGGCUCUCACAUUAUCCGAAUCGGAUCGAACCCAGGCGAUUGGGAUCCAUAGUACAGCGACAGUGACCUUGAUUGGGAUUAUAACGACAGUAUCACUUAUAACGUUAGGCCUGAUAGUGAAGUGGUUACUCCGUCGCCUGUAUCUAUGGCCUCUGUAUCUAGUACGAAUAAUGCUGAGCCAUCCACCUCCGGUUCAGCAGCAAAGAAACGAAAGACGGAAUUACCCGGUACAUCUAAUGAAAACGCUAAUGAUGCAGAUACUGGGUAUCCUAGUACUGAAAAUGCUAUCGUUCAUCGGCCGCUCAAUCAUACAACCGGAAACCGAUUCGUAUUUGCAAAACAUCAUACACUCGUCAGUUACGGUGUUGCGAACAUACAGUUACAAUUGGAUCAAGAAUCUUAUUCACGAGUUGGAUCAACUUCUUUAAUGUACUUACCUGUGGAUCGUCCUUGGUUUUAUUUAUCACCAAGCGAAUAUUUAAACAUAUUAGCAAAAAUACGUGGAGUUCGUGUAACCGAGGUAAAAGUACGUGUUACUAUGCGUAAUCCUCGUACUGCUUUUGAAACAAACAGUUCUACCUCGCAGUUGGCAACAUUAAAUCAAAAUAAAUUUGCUUUGGUUGGUAAAGGAUUGACUAACAUCACGCGCGGUAUAAAUUGUCAUUUGGAAUUUAAUGCAAGUAACGUUAUGAAACCUAAAACGGCAUCAAGUAUUUCGUAUGCCCAUCAAAUGGCUAUUGUAGCCGCUAUGUACGGUACGAAAUCCGACGACAUAACAUCAGUGAAUUGGGAUGAUGGUUCAACUCUACCCAGUAGUUUUAUGGACUUACCUAUGAUGAUGCCAUUAUAUUUUUGUCAUUAUGCAAACAAGGAACGUAAUUCAGGUAAUUUGGGUUGGCAAAAUAUUCAACGUCAUAUACACAAAGUUGAUGCUAGUUCGUUAAUUGGAAAAACAAUAGUUGAAUAUUCGUAUUCACCUAAACACGGAUUAUUGACUUGUCCAUGGACGUCAGUGUGGGGAGGUCGUCAUAAAGGAAAUUAUCGUCAUUCCGAUAAAGCCAAACUAAGUUUAUAUGAAAUGGAUCAGCGUAAAAUAGCAAACGAUUACAUGAUGGAUAUUGAUACUGGUGUUAAAACCGAUAUUGAACUCGACGUUGAAGCCGUUACUGAAAGUACUUGGAAACGGUAUUAUUCAAACGAUAAGGAAAGGUAUUUUUCUGUAAUCGAAGUUGGUCAAUAUAUUCAAAAAGGUAUUGGUAAUUUUGGACCUUGCACUUUACAACCUUCAGUUCACAUUGGUAUAUCACCUGUUCCACAAUUAACAACUGUUAACACUGCGUUAGUACCUGAUCACUAUACUGAUGUCGAAUGUACUUGGGACGUGGACGUUGAAAUGCAUGUCGAUUACGGAAUCCCAUAUCAUUAUACACAUUUUCAAACGCCACACGUCGAAUUGGAAGAUACAUAUAUGUGUAUGGAAAAUGAGAAUACAGGCAUUACCGGAUUAGAAUCAAUGAGUUCGUUCCAAAACAAACAUUUGGGUUUGAAACACGAUUCGUCGAAAGCAACAACUAGCAACACUACACAAGAAACUGUUGCUAACAGUAACUUAUAGCGAUCACAGCAACUUGUAACUAAACGUAAUAGUAAUAAUGGUAAAGGUUUAAAAAAAUUAAUAAAAUUUUUAACUCCAUUUGUUAAUGAUUAAAUAAUAUAAUAUAUAUUUUGAUUAUAGUAUUACAUAAAUGUGUUUGCUUAUUACUAGGGCCAACAAUUAUAUGCCCUAAAAAUCUAUAAAAUAUGUAUGCAGUUUUGCCCUAAAAAUUACCAAAAUAUGCCCUUAAA
This is a messenger RNA of Melanaphis sacchari, 2179 nucleotides long. RefSeq lists its product as uncharacterized. The coding region runs from base 480 to 1949 and encodes 489 amino acids. Gene Ontology annotation, molecular function: structural molecule activity. The transcript is spliced from 2 exons. Lineage: Eukaryota; Metazoa; Arthropoda; Insecta; Hemiptera; Aphididae. The record is from RefSeq and is a predicted model, not a curated record.